Molecule: messenger RNA, 2870 nt
Organism: Saccostrea echinata
Lineage: Eukaryota; Metazoa; Mollusca; Bivalvia; Ostreida; Ostreidae
Product: neprilysin-1-like
Exons: 22
Coding region: 270-2603 (777 amino acids)
Biological process (GO): protein processing
Cellular component (GO): plasma membrane
Molecular function (GO): metalloendopeptidase activity
Source: RefSeq, a predicted model, not a curated record
AAAGCAUUUUUUGUUUACUUGUGACGGAUCUGUCUACGCAAAGAUCGUCACAUCUACUGGCCUGUCCAGGGAAUAAUUGUCCUCACCCACUGAAGCGACAGACGCGGGGUUCUUCACUGUCCACGAUUCUAUAGAACACACACAAGGUGACGCGGCACUGAAAGAUCCCCGUAUCCAGGGAAGCGUGACCUUGUCGCGUUCCAUCUUCCCUAGUCUUAGAUCGAUCGCGUGUCGAUGCCCUGUCACGUCCUCGGACAGACCCAGUGGAAAUGUCUAGCAGUAAACAGAAUUUGACCGCUUCAUCACUAACUAUUUCGGACCAAGAUGUCCAUUUAGGCAUAAAAGAUCCAAAGAAGGGCUCUGGUUCCCAGCGUCUGUAUUGUCUAUUGGUUCUGGCCCUUGCCGCCAUUAUUGCAGUGUCGGUGGCGCUGGCUGUCGUCGUCAUCCAGAGAGAAAAAGAUGACGACACUCCAUCUGUAAAAUCUAAAACCGGAGCCAACAAACAGAAUCCGGAUACCACAAAUCCAGACAUAAUAACCAUAAGAAGAGAAGUGUGUAACUCACCUGAAUGUGUACGAGCAGCUUCAAGUUUACUUGACGCUAUAGACACCUCGGUAGAUCCAUGUGACGAUUUCUUUCAGUAUGCAUGCGGGUUAUACCGGAAGAAACAGGUGAUUCCGGAAGAUAAAUCUAUCACCGGCGUGUUUUACCAAGUAGACGAUUCCGUUGACAUCAUACUUAAAUAUUUACUGGAGAAAGAUAACGGUGAAAAUGACAUAGAAGCGGUACAGAAGGCCAAGACAUUGUACAGGUCGUGUGUAGACCUAGAGGCUUUAGAGAAAGACAAUUUAACAUCAGCCCGGAGGUUAAUAGAAGACCUUGGUGGUUGGCCGGUGACGGAUGAGAACUGGAAUGAAAGCACGUUUAAUCUGACCAAUCUUUUGACGACAAUGAGGCUGUACACAAAUAGUCCGCCCCUUAUGGACAUGUACGUUUAUGAUGACUCCAAAAAUCCAACAAAGAAUAUCUUAUACGUUGACCAGCCUGCCUUGGGACUUCCAGAUAGGGACUAUUUCCUGAAGGGCAGAAAUGACCGUAAACUAAAGGCGUAUGAAAUCUAUGCCACAAAAAUGGCCGUUAUCUUUGGCGCUGAUCCUGCAACAGCAGCAGACGACAUGGCAGAGAUGGUGGACUUUGAGAUAGACGUAGCAAAUGCUACAAUGCCUUCCGAUGAAAGGAGAGAUGACGAGAAACUCUACCAUAAAAUGAUGAUUUCAGAACUCCAAACAAAGUAUCCCAAUUUUGAGUGGUUACAAUAUUUCAAAGCCACGCUAGGGAGGAAGGAUUUGAAUAUUACAGUACAAUCAUCUACUCCUGUUAUCAACAGAAACCCAGAUUAUAUGACCAAAAUUGUGAAUACACUUGUCAGUAAAGAUAAAAGGAUGCUACAGAAUUACGUCGUUUGGCGUGCUCUGAUAUUGAUGAUUGGUGCAAUGCCUAAAAGUGUUCGAGAAAUAUAUGGUGAUUACAGAGAGACGUUGACGGGGUCUGCAGUACAGCCCCCUCGCUGGAAGACCUGUGUAGGCGUGGCCAAUAGUAUAGUGGGGUUAGCUGUGGGGAAACCUUUCCUGGAGGAAACGUUCGACAGCAAGGCCAAGUCCAAGGCAGAUGAGAUGAUAGAGAACCUGAGAUCAGCCAUGAAAGAUUUGUUAAAACAAAACGAAUGGAUGGAUGCAGAGACUAAAACCAAAGCCAGAGAAAAGGCAGACCAAAUACAGCCAAGGAUAGGUUACCCACCGGAAGUGAAAAAUGACACAUUCCUGAAUGAAAGAUAUAAAGACUACAAAUUCAAUUUGGACAACUACUUUACAAACGCCCUAAACUACCUGAAGCUGGGAACCAAAGAAAAUCUUGAGAUUCUCCCCAAACCUGUGGAUAGGAAAAAAUGGGAAACUCCCCCCGCAACUGUUAACGCUUAUUACAAUCCAGCAAGAAACCAAAUCAUGUUUCCAGCAGGAAUUUUACAGCCACCAUUCUACAAAAGUGGUUACCCCCAAUACCUUAAUUAUGGAGGGAUUGGUUAUGUCAUAGGUCACGAGAUCACCCAUGGUUUUGACGACAGUGGGCGACAGUAUGAUGGGGCCGGGAAUCUGAAGCAGUGGUGGACCAACACGUCCAUCAAUAAUUUUAAAUCGAGGGCUGACUGUAUGACAGACCAGUACAGCGGAUAUACUGUGGAGGAAGCCCACAAAAAUUUAAAUGGUAAACUUACUCUCGGUGAAAAUAUUGCUGACAAUGGUGGACUGAAGGAGAGCUGGCUGGCAUAUCAGAAAUGGCUGAAGAAGGCUAGAGAUGGAAAACCAGAGCCGUACCUUCCAGGAUUAGAGUACACUCCGAAACAACUUUUCUUUUUAAAUGCUGCUCAUGUUUGGUGUGGCUUAGUACGACCAGAAGAGGCUUUAAGGCGAAUUCUGGUUGAUCCCCACGGAAACUUUAAAUCAAGAGUUGUGGGCCCUUUACAAAACAAUGUGGAGUUUAGUGAAGCCUUUAAUUGUAAAGCUGGAAGUUUCAUGAAUCCAAGAAAAAAAUGUAUCGUGUGGUGAACUGAGUUCUUCCUGUAGUUAGAUAAGAAUUCCAGACAAAAUAUAUGUCCAUCAAAACUUUGUCUUUCUUUGAUUAUUGUUUUAGAAUAAUCUACAUAGAUGUUCAAUUAAAUUUAACGUUUGUUAUUUUCUGUUGCUCAUUUAAUGACCUACUUUUAUAAUUAUAUUUUUAUACCAAUCAUAUCUUUUAUAUCAUUUACAUAAUGUGUACAUUACAUGUUUCUUAUACUGGUAAUAAACAGAUUUCUAAAUAAAGGAAUAAAGAAU